This is a messenger RNA of Echinops telfairi (small Madagascar hedgehog), 1185 nucleotides long. It is a transcript of the gene LRRC19, whose product is annotated as leucine rich repeat containing 19. Lineage: Eukaryota; Metazoa; Chordata; Mammalia; Afrosoricida; Tenrecidae. Gene Ontology annotation, cellular component: plasma membrane. The record is from RefSeq and is a predicted model, not a curated record. The transcript has 5 exons. Gene Ontology annotation, molecular function: signaling receptor activity; protein binding. Gene Ontology annotation, biological process: interleukin-8 production; positive regulation of non-canonical NF-kappaB signal transduction. The coding region runs from base 83 to 1180 and encodes 365 amino acids.
CCUUAAUGGUAAGGAAGGAACAGAGCAGAUUCCUUUAGCACAGCAGUCUCAGAGGCUAAAGAAAGAAGUAAAGACCAGCAAUAUGAAAAUUACAUACAGUGUGAUCCUUUGGCCCUUCUCCAUGAUAUUAUUAUCCGACGAAAGCCAGGCUUCUCAAACAGAAGUCAGAUUCAAUUUCACUGGACAAAACCAUUCUUCGAUUCCAGCGGAUAUCGAUAAAGAUGUUAUUAUACUUGAUCUCAGUUAUAACCAAGUGACUUUAGAUGCUAGAGACAGAAAGGUUCUACAGAUGUAUGUUUUACUCAUUGAGCUCUAUUUAAUUGAAAACAAUGUCAUUGCUUUACACAACAACAGUUUUGGUAACCUCUCCAAUCUAGAAAUUUUAAAUAUCUGUAGAAACGCCAUCUCAGUAAUCCAGCGGGGAGCCUUUGUAGGCUUGAAAAAACUGAAGCAGUUACAUCUCUGCCAAAACCAAAUCACUCAACUGGAUCCUGGUACGUUUGUGCCUCUCAAAAAGCUGGCACUUCUGAACCUGCAAGGCAAUUUGAUAAGCUCUUUGGAAGUUCCACAAGUAUUUCAUCUGGAAUUAAUAAUCUUAUACGGAAAUCCAUGGGACUGCUCUUGCAGACUCUUCACUUUGCAGAGCUGGUUGAAUACAUCAAAUGUGACACUAGAACAUGAAAACAUCACCAUGUGUAGCAGUCCUGAUCUCUCAAGGAGUUACAGUAUUAAAACAGUUCCUUAUCAAGCUGAAUGUCGCUUAAAAUUUUCUUCAGUUGUAACUGAAAAUCUUUAUGAGAAUUUUAUGUCUGUUAGCAAUUCAACAUUUAAUUCUCCUUUGAACUCCACAACCAAUCCAGAACAUGAACGCAUUGGAAAAAGUUGGGCUUUUCUUGUAGGUGUUAUUGUCACCGUAUUGGCGACGUCACUCCUUAUUUUUAUUGCUAUCAAAUGCCCAAUAUGGUACAGUAUGCUGCUCAGUUAUCAUCACCAUCGCCUGGAAGAACAUGAAGCAGAAAACUAUGAAGAUGGUUUUACUGGCAAUAUGAGCUACCUUCCACAGACACCAGAAGAAGAAACUACAGUGAUAUUUGAACAACUACAUUCAUUUGUAGUAGACGAUGAUGGAUUCAUUGAAGACAAAUAUAUAGAUACCCAUGAAUUACAGAAGGAAAAUUAAUUUUC